This is a messenger RNA of Penicillium bovifimosum, 2340 nucleotides long. RefSeq lists its product as uncharacterized. The annotation marks the transcript as partial. The transcript is spliced from 5 exons. The record is from RefSeq and is a predicted model, not a curated record. NCBI's taxonomy places the organism in Eukaryota, Fungi, Ascomycota, Eurotiomycetes, Eurotiales, Aspergillaceae.
GAUUCCAUUGAUCUGUGGCCCAGUCCAACCCUCUAUGAUGUUGAGAUUCAGCAUACCUGCAAGAUUCAAAUCCCCACGCUUGACCGGGGGUCAUGCGCUGAUGUCACUCCGGACACUCCUGGCUGUCUUCGACACGCCAAUUCUGGACAUCCCAGUUCUCAACAGUCUCAGGCAAUACAACCUCGAUCAACUAUAGGCCAACCACAGAAGCAAGGCCCGGCCUCACCUGUUCAGCCCUCGGCUGUUACUUCUAACGCAUAUCCUCCAUCGCACUCCUUAGGCAACGGAGUCUUGCACCCUCAUAAUCCCUACGGACCAUCACCUUCAGAAUCAUCCUAUUACCCUCCAUAUUCAACAGCUUCAGCGUCAGCACAUUACCCUUCUAGUGGGCCACCUGACCUCAUGGCAUCUACCGCACAAAUGCAGAGACCUUAUCCUCCUAUCUAUCACACCCCUCAAUCAAGCUCACCAGCCUCGGUAGCUUCUCAAUCCCACGAACAACAUGGCCGUAACAUGUAUGCGCAGUCACCCCAGAUGCCACCGCAGAUGUUCGGUUACCCGUACUCUCCCAUGAACCCCGUUCAGCCGUCACCAUAUGCCGCCCACCAUUCUUCCCAGCAGCAUCCUCUCACCACACAAUCGUUGAUGAUGCCUCCUCAGAAAGCCCCAUCCCAGCUGCCACCACACCAAUCCCCCCACCUCCCAACGACGGGGAUGUCUAGCAGUCCCAUCAUGAAACUCGAUACCUCUCAGCACCCCGCCCCUUCCCAGCAAUCAAUGCUCAAUCCGCCUCUUGCAGCAGCAAACAAUAGCCACACAAUUUCCACCAACAACCCCCACGGAAGCCCACAAAUGGGCGGCACCACGUCCAGCGCAGCACCAGGUCCCAUCCCGGCAACAACGCCGCUGGUCGUGCGACAAGACAGCAAUGGCGUGCAGUGGAUUGCCUUUGAAUACUCCCGAGACCGAGUGAAGAUGGAAUACACGAUCCGGUGUGACGUGGAGUCCGUCAUAGUGGACACGCUCUCGCAAGAAUUUAAGACAGAGAACUGCGUCUACCCGCGCGCCUGUUGCAGUAAGGACCAAUACCGCGGGAACCGACUGGUCUACGAGACAGAAUGUAACGCUGUCGGCUGGGCGCUGGCAGAGCUGAAUCCCGCUCUGAGGGGCAAGCGAGGAUUGAUUCAGCGUGCCGUUGACAGCUGGCGAAAUAGCAAUCAGGACCCCAGACUGCGCAGCAGAAGGGUCCGUCGCAUGGCGAAGAUCAACAACCGAAGACAGUCGCAACCUGCUCCGACUCAUAUACCGCAGCAGGGUCCUGCUGGCCCAAGUUCUCUGCCUGCGCCGGGUAUGGCGGGUAAUAUCGCGGCUCCUACUCACCGUCCAAGUCUGGGUCCUAUGUCAAUGGCACCACCCCAGAUGCAUCAUCAUCACCAACCUGAGGGCAGUCCUAACGAUGAAGUCAGCGGCACAGACUACCCAGACACUCACCGAAAUGUUGACACACGCCUCCCACAACCCUCAAUCCCCGACCUCCGCCCCGCCCACAUUUUCCAGGACACACCAACAUCCCUUACCCCAGGCGGCAGCGCCAGCGGGCCCUCCAUGCCCCCGCUACUCCGCGACGACAACCUCUCCUCACUGAGCCGACACCCAACCAUAGCAACCUCAGCCCGCAUGGUCUCCUCCGACCACGACCUCGAGGAGCAAGGUCCAACAAACGACGACCUCUUCAGCCACCUCCCAGACGGGAAACGGCGCAAAUUCAUCCUCGUCGACGAUCCACAACGUGGCUGCCGCGUGCGUGUCAAAGUCGUCCUCGACAAAGUCAACAUGGACGAAAUCCCAGACUCAUACCGAGAGUCCAACGCCGUCUAUCCACACACCUAUUUCCCCAUCCAGAUGCGCGAUGAGAACCGCGUCGUGCCCGCAAAGCGCUUCUUCCGCGACGACGCAGAGCAGGGAGACGACCCUGAGGCGGCGACGGUCGGCCGUACAACGGUCCCUGCGCCUUCGCUGGACGCCGAUGCCGAUAUCGAGGUGCCCAAAAUUUCCCGCAGAAAACACCGUAAGGAUUUAUUGCUUAAUGACCUGGGCUACCGCAUGAGCUGGAGCCAGAGCCGUGUGUUUGCGGGUCGGAUGUUAUUUUUGCAGCGGUCAUUGGAUGCCUACCGCGAUAAAAUGCGGAGCAGCAUGCUCGCUGCAGGACAGGACGCUGGGGAUAUCCCCGAUCAUUUCGAUACUCGUCGUGGCAAGCGACGGUUCCUCGAGCGCGGUCGUCGUCUGGAAUCCACGGGGGAGACAGCUACACAGCGGACUGCCGAAGAGGUCGAAGUCUAG